Messenger RNA from Myxocyprinus asiaticus (Chinese sucker), 4462 nucleotides. Its product is annotated as G protein-regulated inducer of neurite outgrowth 3-like. The coding region runs from base 418 to 2589 and encodes 723 amino acids. The transcript is spliced from 3 exons. Gene Ontology annotation, biological process: neuron projection development. The record is from RefSeq and is a predicted model, not a curated record. NCBI's taxonomy places the organism in Eukaryota, Metazoa, Chordata, Actinopteri, Cypriniformes, Catostomidae. Gene Ontology annotation, cellular component: plasma membrane.
CUAGCUAGUGCAAGAGCAGUGCUUGAAUACCGCACUAAUAAAACGAUAAAUGAUAUGUGACAGACGCACACAUAUCAGCAGAUGAAAGAAAGUCUUAUGCACCUGGGAAGCCCGGGAAGGAGGAGGGAUGCGCCGUAGUAGAGUCCUCGCACUACCAUCCAGUGGGGCUCACUGCCGACCGCCUGGAGCGGGAGAACCGCUGCCAGGGGUGGAGGAGACCCCUACCAUCCACCAAAACACGGCGGGGCGUUCCAUCCACCAGGGGCCGGAGGACUGCCUCCAAUUCACCCGGUUUUAUAAUCAUGGCUUUUGUUGUUAUGGGGCUUCUUGAAAGGGACAGUAUUCGGCUUUCAGGGGAACCACUUUGAGUUUAGAAUAUUUUGAUUGUGGAUUUUGAACUCUUUAAAGGAAUUCAACAUGGAAAAUUUUCCAAAUCCCAAAAGGACUGUUACUGUCCAGAUGAUGCAACAGCUUGCCAGUAUAGAUGCCCUGGGCAAUAAGGAGUUAAAUGGUAACUGGGACAUUGGACCAAAGUUAAUCUUAAAUCAAGAUUGCUCUUCUACGCAAAAAGCUAAAUCAGAUCAGGAACAUAUGCACCUUACGCCCUCUGUCAAAGAUUCAAAAUCCCACACCAAGGAAGAAAAAAACAUUGUAUCCCAUGGCUGUGAAGAUCACAGGCAACCUCAAAAUAGUCACACAAACCCGAAGAUGUCAGGUCAGUGCGUCAAGAGCACUGAAUAUCGAAUUAAUAAUUGCAGAUCUAAUUCAAAUUCAGAGUCAUUAACUGUCCUUUCCGCUAAAAGUCCAUCAUCCAGCCCAUCAUCUACAGUUACACAGAACACUGACAAGGAGAAAAAUGGCAAUAGCACAACAAAGGCACUAGAAAAAAUGACCAAAUCACAGAGCAAAACAUCAGAAACUAGUGCAAUCAAAGGGACAAUGCAGAAUCAAAAGCCAAGCGAGGCUAGUCCCCCAAACCACUCGAAAUCUGCUCGGGCUUCUCUUGAAAAGGAUUUAUCUCCCAGCACCAACAACACAAAAAAGGACAUUUCACUUUUAUCUGAAUCAAAAGAUUUGAUUUGCACCACCAGCAUAGCCCAAGAAUCAACCAUCAGCAGUAUCCAGUUUGAGCAGCUCCAAGUGGGAUCAACUACCAGUGCUCUAAAAAACAAUUGUUCCAGAGUUACAGAUGAGGUUCAUACAACAGCGGAGACAUUUCAACAAGCACACAAUGACGAGAAACCUCUGACAAAUAUUCAGACACCCCAACCUCAUGAGAUAAAGCAUGCACCUGUAAAAGAGGACAAUUGUGUCGUUGAUUCCACACCACCAGGAAUAUCUCGAGAGACUCCCUCUGGGCACCUACUGGUAUCUUCGAGAAGCAAUGUCACGAUCCCUGAUAACUCAAGCCACUCGUUCCACACGGAAGCGAUUGUUGAGGAAGCCCAAAUGCAGGGAGCUGCUCUUGAAGAGCAGAAGCAAGUCCAUUGCAAACUCUACUGUGAGGCAUCUACCAUGACUUCUGCUGUUCAGUUCAGCAACCAGCCAAGCAUGCAACGGCAUGAUGUAGAAGUGCAGGCAGUGGCUAUGGUUUGCAGUCAAUCUACAGCCACUAGCCCUAGUCUUCUGCCUCUACAACCCCAUCAGAGAUUAAUUGGUUUACUUCCUGAGGAAACUGAAAGUUUAGGAGUGGUCUUUGGGGUAGAGACCACAGACCGACCAUCAGGUGCCACCUCAGAGAUCCAUAUGAACACUCCAACUGUUGUUUCUUCCAGUACGAUCCUUCUCGAGAAGCCCACACAAUCAGGUACAGUGAUGGUACAUGUAGAUGCUGAUCUGCAGCGGGAAUUAAAGCUUGGGGCCAAGCCUAAAGAGCCUGGGUCUUGCCUACCUAAUGCUCAAAGAGGAUUUUCACCUCUACACCCAGUCUAUCAAAUUAACAUAGAGACCUGCAACCAAAAUAAAUAUUCAAAAGAAGCUAGAUGCAGCCUUCAGAGCCAAGGCUCACCUGCACUCUCAGGAACUGGUCCUCAAAAUUCAGCCAGUGUGCAGGAUAAAACAUCUGAUCACGCCAGUCAGAAUCUUCCAAAGGAAUUGGCCAAGCCUCCCACUUCUAAAUCCGCCCUCUCACAAUCCGAGUUCUAUCCACAGGCAGCUACUUCUUCAGAGAAACCUCCAUCAGACAGUACAAUGGCCACUCCUCCAACAUCAAGCUCCACACCGCAGAGCAGGAAGCAGCAGGCAGCUUCCAAGCUGAAGCCAGAGAAAGAAGAACAGGAUGAUGAGAAGGCAGCAAAGGAAACGAAGAAGAGCGUGCAUGAUGUCGUAUGGGAUGAGCAAGGUAUGACCUGGGAGGUAUAUGGAGCAUCAGUAGAUCCUGAGUCACUGGGUUUUGCCAUUCAAAGUCACUUACAGUGCAAAAUCAUAGAGCAUGAGAAGAAGGUCAUGGUCCAAACAGCUCUAAGAAAAUCCUUGUCUUUGCCACCCAGUAAGAAGAACAAGCGGAGGCAGGUUAACAUCAGCUUCAGGUCUAUGUUCCAAAAUAUCCGUCGACCCAACUGUUGUGGGCGUCCAUCAGUACUAGAGUGAAAGACGUUAGGUCCUCAUUGUUAGGUCAGUGUGAUCAAAUCUUCCAUGAGACAAUUGCAAAGCAUGUUGGGAGAUUUCUUAAAUAUUUUGAGGAUUUUGUUAAAUGUAGAAACUUGAUUGUUGUGUGGAGAGCAGUAAUCUUAAAGAAAAAUAUUUUUUAUUAAAGUAAAUUAUGUAUGGUGAUAGUAAAGCUAUAGCAAUGUUUGGAGUGAAAUGGCAAUAAUUUUGAUUAAUAUAGUAAUGGUAAUUAUAAUAUGUUAUAAUGUGCAUGUAUAUUAGUUAAAAAUGGCAGUUUUACAACCAACCUGGUCUCAUAGAAUCACUAAAGUAUACCUACGUGUUCGCUAAAUGAUUUUUACGUGGCUCAUUGUACGUAUCACAACACUUUCCUGGUGAAAUGUAGGCGUUACAACAACAGUGACUUUUAUAAAAAUGUUAAUCAUACAAAUUACUAGUGAAACUGCACGUUAUUAGUUCGUAAACUCUUUAAAUAUACUGCACUUUAACUAUAGUGCAUGACUUGUAAGGCCAUACAUUUGAACUUUUGCAUUACAUAACCAACUACAUUUAAAAGUUGCUCAAGUACGGUCAAAUUGCGCAGUAGCUGGACUGAUACAGCAUUACAAUUGUGAUGCAAAGGACCAGGUACGAGUCCUGAAAAGCAUGCAAGUCGACAUAAGUGAUGUGUCACAAAAUGACGUGGUUGCAAGUGUGUUUUAUGACACUAUCGGUUAGGUUUAGGUUUAGGUUUAAGGUUUAGGGUAGGGAGGUAGGUAGGUUUUGUAGAUAUAAAACUCAAUAGAGCAUUAACCUUAAAAACCUCAUCUGCUUGGGUGAAAAUAUGACUCGCUUUUAAGGCCACACAGUGGACAUUUCACCUCAGAACUGCCGCGAAACAUGUAAGGAACCACAUAAUAUAAUUUUGAAAAUAUUUCACAACUGUCUCAUAAUUUCCAUGAGAUCAGGCUCCUUAUAAUGUAAAUACCAUUGUGGGAUUCAAGAAUAUGCACUGUAUUGAUGAGCAGAUGUAUGCAUAUAAUUGUUAAACUUUUUACCAACUUUGUUUAGUUGAAUAUCUUUUUUUUUUUUUUACUUUUAUUUAUAUAAUUUAAUUCAUAACAUUCUAUUAUUUUAUUGUAAAAAAAAAAAGAAAAGAAAAAAGAAGGAGAAGAAGAAGAAGAAAAAAGAGAUCUUCAAUGCUUGUAGUAUUUGUUUAAACUGAGCUCAUCUCUGUCCAAGUAUAAUUAUUCAACAGAGAUGUUACUAUGAUUUUAUAUUAAAACUAAAAAAAAAAAAAAUAUUUAUCUAAAGUCCUUGUUGACAAAUCAGGUCAACAAACUCUUCUUGCCAUUGCAGGAGAUUUGUCCCUCUUUUGUCAUGAACAGUACAUCAUUUUAAAUGCUUUGUCUGUACAUGUGUGUCUAAACAAACUGUAUACAACCCAUUGCAUUUCAAAGCAGUGUCUUUAUCCAUCAAAUACCUGUCAUUAACAUACUAUAUUGUACCACAAACACUGCUCACUAAUAUCACUCUUCAAUUUAUGUCAAAAUAAUGACAUUAAUGACUUGGAGAUGUUAAAAGAUGCAUAAAAAAACUAUCAUGGCUUUUCAUUUCUGAAGGGAUGCAUUAGAUCUUUAUGUCUUUUGUGAAUCAAGGGCAUAUCUUCAUGAAACUAGGGCACUUUCACACUAGAGUUUUUGUUGUGGACUUUAGCCCUUUUUAUGUCAAAUUUGGCUCAUUUAUGAAAAAUGGUUUUCCAAAUGGAUGCGCACCAGCGAACAAUAAGCAGUCGAACCAAGUGUGAAAACAGCUAUGUCUUUCACAUAAGAAGUAAGGUCUUAUGAGUAAUAUUUCAUAAACAUUUGUUCACUAA